Molecule: messenger RNA, 433 nt
Organism: Gekko japonicus
Lineage: Eukaryota; Metazoa; Chordata; Lepidosauria; Squamata; Gekkonidae
Product: mitochondrial glutamate carrier 1-like
Exons: 3
Biological process (GO): L-glutamate transmembrane transport; malate-aspartate shuttle; aspartate transmembrane transport
Molecular function (GO): L-aspartate transmembrane transporter activity; L-glutamate transmembrane transporter activity
Source: RefSeq, a predicted model, not a curated record
CAUCACAACAGUUUGUGAGCAGAGUUCACUGUUCAACUCCUGGAUGCAAGCUUGUAGCUGUGAGCCCUGUUUUGACCAGAGCUUACAACGUGGGACCUGCUGUCCUUCCAAGGAGGAUAUCUGCAACACAGAUAGCAGUCGAGCUGCUGCAUGCACAGGGCAUUAAAGGACUCUACAAAGGCCUUGGAGCCACCUUGCUGAGGGAUGUCCCAUUUUCCAUCAUCUACUUCCCACUAUUUGACCAUCUGAACAAAGCAAAACAGGAUUCCUUGGAGGAAAGGGCCCCUUUCUUUCAUUCUUUCCUGGCUGGCUGCGUGGCUGGCUCAGUGGCAGCUGUGUCCGUCAAUCCUUGUGAUGUAAUAAAAACUCGUCUUCAGGCAAUGGGCAAGGGAAGAAAUGAGGAAAACUAUAAUGGAAUUAGAGAUUGUGCAAG